UCCAUAUUUCCCCGUAAACGCCAAGGUUAACUCGAGAAAAGCAGGAAGGCUGGGCAUCUGCCUGUAUACAAACGUUUUCCCAAGUGGCAGCAACUGGAGGAGUGGAAUCUCCCUUUGGAGCACAGGUGCGCCCUGAGGAUACACCAGGCCAUUCCCAGAGGCCAGCUGGGCUUACUCUGAAGUAUGCAAGAGAACGCCUCUGAGCCGCCACCAUCGCUCUCUCAGCUCUUAAGGGAAAGCUACCUGGCAGAGGCCCGCGCCCACCAGCGCCACAGCGAGAUGAGCCGCUCGGACGCAUCAUCCUCACGUCUUCAGAUUUUCGGCUCGCUCAAAGGAAAGGCUGAGGAGUCGGCGGGCUUCCACGAGAACCAAUUGCCAGACCUGUCAGCCUUCCUCAACCAAGAAGAGCUGGACAAGAGCGUCAACUUGGCCCGCCAGGCCAUCGGACACGAGCCCCGUGACGAGAGGGCAGAGGUCAAAGCCACUGUCACUCCAACAGCCUCUUCAGCUUCCAUUUCUCCCUCUGUUCACCCCACGAAGCCCUCUCCUGCUCCUUACGGGCCGUCCUCCACUGUGUCCUUCACACAGCUAGAUGAGCUGCCAGCAGCAAAUCAAAGCAACCUCACAGCAGACAGGAAGUCGCAGAAAGCCUCUAACAUGACGAGGAACAGCGGUGAAGGCCUAAACCACAUCAACAAGUCAGCAAGGAAUACCCCGUACGGAAUGGAGACCCAGUCCAAGAAGGAGUUCCUCAACAAGGCAGCAGACUUUAUCGAGGAACUCUCUUCUCUCUUCAAGGCCAACAGCUCUAAGCGGAUACGACCAAGAGCGUGCAAAGCACACAGGAGUCGGAACCAGAGCAAGAGCCAGAACGAUGGCACGGUAUACCCCGUCAGCUCAGACAGCAGGGAGCGCACAGCCAUGCCCGAGGAGGCUUUGGAGGACGGGCCCUGUCCCGUUGUCAGCCGCCAGCAGGAGGUCCAGCUUGACUCUGGGAUUGGUCAGGUGGAGUUUCAAGACGGGAGGAUUACUGAGCAACAGCAACUAGACUGCAAAGAGGUGGAGGUGGCCGAAAACUGCAUUUUGACACAACCGCCAUCGCAUCCAAAGGAGCCAGCGUGUGAGCCUCCUCGGUUUAUCCAGAAACUGAAAAGCAGAGAAGUUCUUGAGGGUAGCAAAGUCCAGUUAGAUUGCAUCGUCAGAGGACAUCCGGUGCCUGAAGUCAGGUGGUUCUGUGAGGGCAAGGAGUUGGAGAACAGCCCUGACAUUCAGGUCAUCACCAAUGGCGAGCUUCACUCUCUGAUCAUCACAGAGGCUUUUGAGGAAGACACCGGACGUUACUCCUGCUUUGCAUCCAACUUCUACGGGACCGACUCAACAUCAGCUGAGAUCUACAUUGAAGGUGCAUCUUCUUCAGACUCUGAGGGGGAACAGCACUUUGAAAAUGUAGCCCACCUGGAGAGGAAACAACCCAAGUCCACUGUGUCAUCAAGCCAAAGCUCCACAGAAGUUCCAGAGUCUUUAGCAAAUCAAACCAUAGCAACUGAGGAGCCACUGAAGGAACUCAGCACUUUAUCUGUCCCAGUCCCGGUUCAGACAACAACCACCUCGCCUCCGGGCCCAGAGAGUCCUCAAGCGCUUGCAGCCUCCACAGCUCAUCCAGAAGAGAGUGAAACAACAAUAUCACCCGUGCAAGUGUUUGCUACGUCACCACCAGCAGACCUCACAGAGGGUCUGCUGCUGUCAGGGGCUACGUCUCUCACGUCCACAACACAGCCAGGGCAGACCGCGGAAUCGCCACAGCCUUUCAACCCUGUCCUCUCAUCUGUGCUGCCGUCCCACGCCGCCCCAACGCAAGCAUCCCAACCUGAGAGUCAAACUUCCAGCCUGCAAGGCUUGAACGGGCAACCUAUCAUGGCUGCUCCUGUUUUCACAAAGAGGCUGCAGGACCUGGUGGCAUCAGAAGGGCAGCUGGUGGUGCUAGAGUGCCGUGUGAAGGGAGUGCCAUCCCCUCACGUGGACUGGUACAAAGAGACAAAAAUCAUUGAGGACUCUGCUGACUUUAGGAUCCUACAGAAAAAGCCCAGAUCUCCAGCUGAAUCAGAGGAAAUAUGUACGUUGGUCAUCGCUGAAGUCUUUCCUGAGGAUUCAGGGAUGUUUACUUGCACGGCAAGCAACACGUAUGGAAUAGCAUCCAGUACUGCAGCACUAAAGAUCAAAGGCAAUGGUGGUAACAACCAUGCAAUUCGGCCUUUUUGCACUUUAACUGUGGAGCCCAGUCGAGUCCAAGAACCCUCUGUAUCAGAUCUCACCUCUCCUCCUGUAAAACCUCACACAGACAUUAUGUUGACCAAUACCAUCAAGCCCCACUCCAGCACCAUACGCCUGGAUCCAUUAGUCAAUAGCAGCUUACGUCUGGAUCCUUUAAACACCAGCACGCUUCGUCUGCACCCCAACAGUUCCAGCAUGCUGCGUCCGGACCCCUUAUGUAUCAGCCAGCCCGGCUUGGACCCCAGCAGCCUUCCCGGUGGCCCCAGCCUCAACACUCGCAGUUUUAGCAUCCCUAACUUAGACCCGUUCAGCCUCCACCAGGACCCUCCGGAGAGCCCGGGACAACUGCCUCCACACCCUAAACCCUUCACUUCACAGGAAGUGUCCGGACCACCUCCCGACGCAAGCCCCAAUAUCAAGGCGACCCCAAACAGUGAUGGAACUUCUGUUACGUUACCCCUCCCAGAUCCACCUCCAAACUCCUGCCUGAAGUCAGGCGUCCUGACAAACCACAAAGACUCACGCUCUAGCUCCAGAGUCGGUCUGCGUGUGCAUUUCAAACUGCCUGAGGAUGAGGAUGAUGAGCAAACUGACACAUUCGCGCCACCUGAUGAAGACACAUCUGAUGACUUGGUCAACAAAGGACCACCGCCAGUGCUGGCAAAACCCAAACUGGACCCGGCUCAGCUCCAGCUCCUUCACAACCAGGUUCUCAUGGAGCAGCAGCAGCAGGACGGUGAGCCCCCGACCCAAACCCACAGCCAACCUUCAUUCCAGGUUAAGCCAGAGGCCCCAAGCUCUCGUGAAGGUCCGCUGUGGUCCCUCAGAGAAAGCCAUGAAUCCCAUGUGCCCUAUCUCAAUACCACCUCGCAGAUGACACCCCAAUCUGCACCUCCUCCUACACCCGCACUGACUUCUACUCCUGCGAUCAACACUGCUACACCUCUAUCCACUCCUCAAGUUACCUCCUCCCUGGUGACAUCUCCUCCACCUAUGCCACGCCUUGGCACAGGUCCGCCUCUCAGUGUAGCACCUUUGACCCAGAUGAACACCAUCCACGCCUCCCAUCUCAACCUAUCAGCAGCAGUUCUUACCAGAAGUGCACCAACGCCACAGUUUUUCUCCCCGCUCGCGUCGACUAACUUUAGUCCGAGCUCAACAGAUUCAACGCCGGCCUCACAGAACGUCAUGUCUCCUGCCGCCAUCCUGAGAAGCACCCACGCCUCCCUCAUGAACCUGACCGCUACCUCACAGACCUUCAACUACGCUCGCCCUAAAGAGUUCAUCACAGCUCAGACCUUCUCACCGGUCAGGAGUCCCUCCCCAACAGAAUCCCCAGUCCCACUUCUCCACGAGCUGGCAGCUGAGCUCAACUCUUCUGCAGCCAGCUCGCCAACGCUCCCACCGUUCUCGCCCCCGCCCAGGACCUUCCCCACGAGAGUGCUCCAGUCCCCUACCAGCCCGCCAUCACUCAUAUCCUCACCCACGCCAGGCUUGAACAGUGUGUUUGCAUUCAGAGCCCAAUCACCUCCUCAGGCCUCUUCCCCCACCUCCAGCAGCUCCACCCCAAGCCCCAUCCAAAACCCAGUGGCUUUCCUGAGCUCCAUCCUGCCUUCCCUGACCUCAUAUCAGCCUACCAACUCAAUGGGCCUUCCCAAAGGAGCUCCGUUGGGGUUAAACAAGAAGCUACCAAAGACGCGUCUACCGUCUACUGAAAACAUUCGCGAGAGCAAAGAAGCCCUUCUUCAUGACAUUCAGAAAAAACUGCAAUUUAAAGACGAUCUUCCCAUUUUUGCACACCAACAGAAGCUGAGUAAUGAGGGGAAAACAGCGAGCAGACCCCUUGUUGGACCAAACUUUCCAGCUACUGUCAUUAACUAUGAUGAGGAGUACAAAGUUUCCAAUUUUGAGCAGAGAUUAAUGAGCGAGAUUGAGUUCCGCUUAGAGCGCACGCCCGUGGAGGAGUCGGACGACGAGGUACAGCAUGACGACGUCCCCUCGGGGAAAUGCAUCGCACCCAUCUUUGACAAGAAACUGAAGAACUUCAGAGCCAUGGAGGGCGUGCCUGUCACUUUCUCCUGUAAAGUUGUUGGCAUCCCCAUUCCAAAGGUUUACUGGUUCAAGGACGGCAAGCAGAUCUUGAGGAAGAAUGUCCAUUACAAGAAGAUAAGAGAAGGUGAUGGUACAUGUGCUUUACACAUCCAGUCCACAACUGCUGAUGAUGAUGGAAACUACACCAUCAUGGCAGCAAAUCCACAGGGCCGAAUCAGCUGUUCGGGUCAUUUGAUCAUCCAAACAGGACCACCCCGAAGUCGCCUGACCCCUAUCAACUCUCAGAGGGUACGAGCUCGCAUCCAGGAAGUUGAAGGGGAGCAAACCCAGGAGCGUUUUUUCCGGCCUCACUUCCUCCAGGCUCCAGGAGACAUGUUGGCACACGAGGGGCGGGUCUGCAGACUAGACUGUAAGGUGAGUGGUCUGCCCAACCCUGAGCUCAUGUGGUUGGUGAAUGGUAGGCCAAUCUAUCCAGAUCUUUACCACAAGAUGCUAGUGCGUGAAACUGGCAUCCACUCCUUGGUUAUUGACCCCCUGACGCAGAAUGACGCCGGCACAUACACCUGCAUUGCAAGCAACAAAGCAGGGCAGAGCUCUUUCAGUCUUGAGCUCAAAGUUGUGGAGAAAGAGAUGAAACAUCCUCCUCAGUUUGUGGAGAAGCUACAGAACAUGGGAAUCCCUGAGGGGACCCCCGUCAGGCUAGAGUGUCGGGUGAUGGGUAUGCCCCACCCGGUUAUAUUCUGGAAAAAGGACAAUGACACCAUUCCCAGAACGAAGAGCAGAAUGAGCAUGCAACAGGACGCCACAGGAUACGUAUGCCUCCUCAUCCAGCCAACCACCAAAGAGGACGCUGGCUGGUACACUGUGUCAGCCAAAAACGAGGCUGGAAUUGCAUCCUGCACCUGCAGGCUGGACAUCUAUGCACAGUGGCAUCAGAGCGUGCCCGCGCCUAUGAAGAAGACUCCACGCACUGGCAGCCGCUACGCCGCUCUGACGGGUCAAGGGCUCGACAUCAAGUCGGCUUUCCCCACGUCGGAGACCAGCCCCUUCCUGUUCUCCAGCUCCCCUUCUGAGGCCACUCUGGAGAGUGACGAGCUGUGAGCGGCGCCGCCCGAUUACCCGGACGGCUCGUCACAGCGUUUGAGUGAUGCGUUUGAAGUGAGACACUCGGAGGAAAGAGUGAUUGUGAAAUGAUUGUGCCAAUAGCACAGUGUCACCAUUCCGGUUUACAAAGGUCAUAGCACGAGUGUUCCAAAACAACAGAUUUGCAAAGUCUUAACUCAUGAGCCAUCAAUGGAGUUGAAUUUGCUCUCCAACAGGUUUGAAUGAUUCACAUUUAUUUGGGUGUUUUUUGUUUUUUUUUUACAGUUGACAGAAGUUCCUCAUUGAUGAAAACUAAUCAUUGAGUUCUAUUAUUAGAAACAUAAAUGCAUACUUGUAAUUAAUAUUACAUUUUUAACCAAAAAAAAGAUUGUUGAAAUGAUCAUACACUGUACUUUUAAACAUGUCAUCAUUUAGUCAAGUGGCCGCCAACACCCCCAACACCCAAGUGCAUUAUUUAUGUCAAACUAGUCACCUUUUUGCAUCAUGUUCUUCCAUGUUGAUGGCUACAGGCAUUUUAGGAACACAUUCUUUAUCUCACUGUGUGUAAUACUAUAAAGUAUAUUGUGAAACCGGGGAGGGACGAACGUAGGCUUUGUAGUAAAAGUGAGAGCAGUGACAUCCAUGGCUGGUAAGGUAUUGACUUUUUAACAAGAAAAAGAAGAGAAUAAUUCGCUUCAGGUAAAAAUGUUUUCAAAUCCUUCUUCAUCCCAUUUAUUUAUUUAUUUUUAUAAAACUGACUGAAACCCAAAGUUCUAUCUUGGCGCUCUGUUACAUUGUUGUAAAAGUCCUCCUUAUCUUCAGUUUUAAACGUUGUAGAAGGACGGCACUUACGCCCCCUCCCGGUGAGCCAGAGUAUUGCGCCGUUGACCUGCAGUUUAAUGUCGGAUUGGCGAGAAUAAUCAUGCCACACAUUAUUUACUCACAUUCAAAAAGGGUAAACUGUUCACGCGGUCUUAUCGCAGGAUUCAGCCCAGGUUUGACGAGAAGAAAUGUGCACAUUCAGCGAUUUUUACUUCAAAGAAUCUUACAGAAUAUACAUCUAUAACGCAGUUCAGUGGACAAAUAGUAAUAUUUAUUUUAUGUUAUUAUUUGGCGUCGUUUUCACUAAGUGAGUUUUUUUUUUUUUUUUUAAUGAUGCCAUUUAUAAAUGACGCCAGGGCAGUCUCAAAGAGGUCACAGUUAGUACCUUUAAUUGUGAGUUUGAGAAAGAU
Dunckerocampus dactyliophorus (ringed pipefish) is the source of this 6638-nucleotide messenger RNA. RefSeq names its product myopalladin (gene mypn). The record is from RefSeq and is a predicted model, not a curated record. The coding region runs from base 184 to 5424 and encodes 1746 amino acids. The transcript has 21 exons. NCBI's taxonomy places the organism in Eukaryota, Metazoa, Chordata, Actinopteri, Syngnathiformes, Syngnathidae.